AUGUUUGCAGCUGCCAGCAGUGACCGCUGGCCAGCCAGAGAAGCCACACGGCGGGACACAGCUCUGUCCUCCACACUGCGUCCUGGAUUUCGCGCUCAAGAGGGCGGGCUUGGUGGCGCCUCCUCGCAGGAGCCACGGGGCAGAAAGUGGAAGCGAAAUGGGAAGCCAGUGAGCCCUCCGCACAGGGCGGACAGGGUGGACAGGGUGAGCGUCCCGGCCAGCAGCCGGGGUCUGGGGGCCUCCUUGCGGCUGGGCAGGAAGCCGGUGCUGGUGCCCUGCGGAUGGCCGUCAGGGCCCGCUGCUGCCCCCAGCCACAGGCCAGCGUGGCACACACGGCGUAGAUACAAGGAGAGGCGCCUGGCCAGGCCCGGUAACCGGAGCGGGGCCUACUUCUGCUUCCUCCUCAACGCCCUGGGCGUGACAGCCAGUGCCCAUCGCCUGUGGAGCCCCAGGUCCCACAAGGCCAAGCUGCCCCUGAGGAUAUUCCUGGCUGCUGCCUACUCCAUGGCUUCCCAGAAUGACAUCUUCGAGUGGGCCAGGGACCACCGAGUCCACCACAGGUACUCGGAGACCGAUGUGGACCCUCACAACGCCCACCGGGGCUGCUUCUUCUCGCACAUCGGGUGGCUGUUUGUGCGCAAACACCAGAACGUCAUUGAGAAGGGGAGAAAGCUUGACCUCACUGACCUGCUGGCGGAUCCUGUGGUCCGAUACCAGAGAAAGUACUAUAAGAUCACCGUAGUGCUCAUGUGCUUCGCGGUCCCCACGACGGUGCCCUGGUGCUUCUGGGGGGAGAGUCUGUGGAACUCCUACUUCUUGGCUUCCAUCCUCCGCUACACCAUCUCCCUCAACGUCACUUGGCUGGUCUACAGUGCUGCCCACAUGUACGGGAACCGGCCCUACGACAAGCACAUAAGCCCCUGGCAGAACCUGCUCGUCACUCUGGGUACCAUUGGUGAAGGCUUCCACAAUUACCACCACACCUUUCCCUUAGACUACUCCGCAAGUGAAUUCGGCUUAAAUUUCAACCCAACCACCUGGUUCAUUGACCUCAUGUGCUGGCUGGGGCUGGCCACUGACCGCAAAUGGGCAACCAAGCCGAUGAUCGGGGCCCGGAAAGCCAGGACUGGAGAUGGGAGCUCGUGAACGUGGGGCCGGCAUCUGCUAUGUCUGCCAUCGACAGACAUGGCUCCUGUUACUGUAGUUCUCUUGUGCAUGGGAUGUGGGUGGGGGUAGAGGGUAGGGAGGGAACAGAAUCUAUGGGGUUUGGGAACUUUCUCUUUGUCUCAAAAUAAUGUCAACUGUCAAUGAAAAAAAAUUUUUAACAUCACCAUAACUAUGAUUCAACAUUAGAGUGUAACACGUGAUUUAGUCGCCGUAGCUACAGUACGUCAAACACACAUGGUCACGUGCUUGUACGUGAUGUUGACCCUGACAGGUUGAAGGAGCUUAAUACUGUCUUGGUGUGAUUCAGGAGAGCGUUAGUUUUCUUUUCUAGCAGUGAACCCAGCGCU
This is a messenger RNA of Lutra lutra (Eurasian river otter), 1514 nucleotides long. RefSeq names its product stearoyl-CoA desaturase 5 (gene SCD5). The transcript has 6 exons. Gene Ontology annotation, biological process: lipid metabolic process. The record is from RefSeq and is a predicted model, not a curated record. Bases 1 to 1146 code for a protein of 381 amino acids. Lineage: Eukaryota; Metazoa; Chordata; Mammalia; Carnivora; Mustelidae. Gene Ontology annotation, molecular function: oxidoreductase activity, acting on paired donors, with oxidation of a pair of donors resulting in the reduction of molecular oxygen to two molecules of water.